Saccostrea echinata is the source of this 929-nucleotide messenger RNA. RefSeq lists its product as uncharacterized. Gene Ontology annotation, molecular function: ubiquitin protein ligase activity; translation repressor activity. Gene Ontology annotation, biological process: negative regulation of translation; protein polyubiquitination; proteasome-mediated ubiquitin-dependent protein catabolic process. NCBI's taxonomy places the organism in Eukaryota, Metazoa, Mollusca, Bivalvia, Ostreida, Ostreidae. The record is from RefSeq and is a predicted model, not a curated record. The transcript has a single exon. The coding region runs from base 1 to 885 and encodes 294 amino acids.
AUGGCAUCAAGCACAGAGCAAAGCACAAUAGAAUACCUAAUAAAUAAUGAUAAGUGUAAACAAGCAGACAAGAAACAAACAAUAUCUCAAUCUUCCUCCAUCAUAAAAAUAAGGAAGUUUAAUAUACAUGGUGCUUAUGGUGCACUUCAUCUCUCACUGAAUAAAUCAAAUCGAAUUUGGGUCAAUGAUUGGGAUGGAAACCUUGUUCAAAUAGAUCUACAUGGGAAUCAGCUACAGAAAAUAAAAACAAGUCCAAGAUCUGAGGGCUUCCACACAGUUACAGUGGACGAGGAUCUAAUCUUCACGGACACAGUCAAAAAAGCCAUCAGAAGAAUGACACAGAAUAACAAAAGCACUUCAUUCAUUAAAACAGGAGACUGGAAACCAGUCAGUAUAUACUCCUCCCACAUCAACGGGGAUAUACUGGUGGGAAUGGUAAAAGAUAAAGAGGCUGGAAUUACCAGGUACGACAAGACAGGAAAAGAAAUUCAGAACAUUCAGUGGGAUAGCAAAUCACAGGAACUGUAUAGUUCUCCAUACUUUAUAACAGAAAACCUGAAUGGAGAUAUUUGUACUUCAGACUUCAGUAAGCAGAGGGUUGUGGUUGUGGAUGAAGCAGGAAAGCUUAGAUUUUCUUACAAUGGAAACCAAGAGUCGGUGUUCUUUCCCAAAGGAAUUUGUACGGAUGUCCUCAGCCAUAUCCUAGUGUGUGACUAUUACAGUGAUUCUGUUCACCUCAUUGAUCAGGACGGUCAGUUUUUGUCUUUACUCAUAACGAGACGCGAUGGGAUAAAGUCCCCGUGCAGUUUGUGUGUAGAUGAUGAAAACAACCUUUAUGUGGGAAAACUCACCAAAGGCAUAACAGUGUACAAGUAUCUCCAGUGAUUUUAAUCUAAUUAGUGAUACAAUGAAAUGGUUUAAUUUUUAUU